CUUCAAAAAAUUUCCCUGUCGGCCUUUCAAAGUUCAAAGGAAAGUUAUUUGAUCAUUUUCCUUAGAUUUAUUAUAUUUUGUAUUUCCAUAAGUUGGUAAUAUUCCAACCUUAUGUGUUAGUUUUUCACUUUACUCACUGUAUUGGGAGUAAGAAAUCAGAAUGUUUAUAUUCAGUAAAAUCCUAAUUGUUUUCGCAAGUGUAUCUUUCGCUGCAUCAAAUUCGUGCUCUUUUAGUGUAAAAAUUAAGCAAAUACUACACAAUGAAGGAUUCCACAGCUUUUUCAGGAAUCUAACAUACAAUAUAGAGUUCCUAGACGAGGAGGAUGAGCCUAAGCCACUGUUCAAGAGCUGUGUGGUCGGCCUGGACCAGACCUUGCCUGCAGGUGUGUUUGCCAACCCGGACGAAUUGGGCGACCUCAGGAGGGUGAACAAGGUGAAUGCAAUACCAAAGAACCCGGUGAACAUUGAGUCAUCUGCUGAGCAGUCCAGUCCGACCUCUGUGUAUGUGGUGGGCAAAGUCCUCAGUGCCCACGUCAACUUGUGGAUGCCCGUCCAUGCUCGGUACCACAAGGCAGCUGCUGGUGGCGGACAAACCCGCACCACGCUGCCGCCGCCGCGCCUGCACCUCAAGUGCCCGGACGCGCGCCUCGACGCCUGUGACCCAGCGGUCGCCCGCCCCGUCACCUUCCUGUGCAGCAGCAGCCUCAAGGACAAGUGUAAUUGGAAGGAGAUCCAGUAUGUGAUGAUAACCGACACGCCAUUUUGGGACGUGCCUGUCGGCAACACGGACCACUAUCGCGUGGUCUCCAUCGGGACCGCACUCGUCAUCACCAUCGGCUCCAUGUACGUCCUCAAAGCCAUCCUCGACUACAAGAACGACAACGACAAGAAGUAUGACUAAAGAAAUAAAACUUACUUUCAACUCAGUAGCGCCAAGACAUUGAAGUGGCAAAAUUUAGAACUUCUUCAUAGAACAUUUGCAACUCAGUAGCGCCAAGAAAUUGAAGUGGGUAAAUUUAGAACUACUUCAUAGAUCUCAAGAACGUUAGUUUGUUCAUUUGGUUUAGUUCGACUGUAUGGUAAUAGAUGGCAUUUAUGUGAUGUUUAGUUGAGUGUGAUUGUUAAUUUAUUUGUAAAUAUUAUUUAAGUUUACUGGACUAUUUAAUAAAACAGUAGCAUAUGAAA
Plutella xylostella (diamondback moth) is the source of this 1185-nucleotide messenger RNA. The record is from RefSeq and is a predicted model, not a curated record. Lineage: Eukaryota; Metazoa; Arthropoda; Insecta; Lepidoptera; Plutellidae.